CCUUUUAUUUUCUUUCAUCGAGUGUUGCAUGUUGCGAUAGAGUGCGCGUGUCUUGGCCUUUGCGCAUGUUGAAAAAAUUAACGGUUGCUAAGUAUAAACAAUAUGGUUCACCUAGUUUCGUGACGAGAAACUGUCGGUUGUCGAAAAAGCCAUGACGAUCUUUGCGGCUCUUGUUAUUCUGCUAACCGCGCACUCUUCUUUGGGAAAUGACACAGAAGAAGUUAUUGGCGAGGGUACGACGAGCUGGCUAUCCAAUACAGCUCUCACGUCGUUGUGUGGCGGCAUUGUCACGCUGCUGUUCCUCCUCGUCGUCAAAGAUAAAUUCUCCAAAGCCCAGGCACACGCAUAUGAGAAAGAAGCUGAGAAAGGCAGGUCGGUGAAGGUGUUUUAUGGAACCCAGACUGGAAAUGCCCAGAUCCUUGCAGAGAAGCUGUUUGUGGAACUGAAAGCUAGUGGCUACUCCGUGGAAGUGAUUAACCUGAAGAGAUUAGAACCCGAGGAGUGUCUUCUGAGAGAAGUGAAGGUGAAAGGGCUGUGUCUGUUCAUCAUCUCCACAAGUGCUGGUGGUUGCCCUCCGGAAGAGGCCCAGUGGUUCUGCGACUGGCUCAAGGAUACCUACGCCGAUUUCCGUGUUCAGAAAUCCUACCUGCAGGGGUUGGACUUUGCCAUUUAUGGUCUCGGAGAUUCUGCCUAUGCGGAGAACUACAACAAGGUGGCAAAAGACGUUUUCUUUUGGCUCUCGAAACUGGGCGGCCGUGCUGUGCUGCCACUGUGCCUCAACGAUGAGAGCGUUGAUGAAGGAAAAUAUGGCACUGGAAGGUUCGCUGAAUGGAAGGAAGAUGUGACUUCAUACUUGCGUGAUGGCACCCUGCAGACGCACAAGGAGAAAAAGGUACCAGAUGAAGUCUAUGAGACCUCGAGUGACGAAGAAAAGGAUGUUGUUGACUUGGAAGACCUGGCAGGAAAGAGCAAUGGGGUCGAAAAGAAGGCAACACAGCAGAAGACGCAGAUGAUCACUCCCGUAGUACGGGCGUCCCUGACCAAACAAGGGUAUCGUCUCAUUGGCAGUCACUCCGGAGUGAAGCUGUGCCGCUGGACAAAGUCCAUGCUGCGUGGCAGGGGAGGAUGCUACAAGCAUACUUUCUACGGCAUUGAGAGCCACCGGUGCAUGGAGACGACCCCGAGCCUGGCUUGUGCCAACAAGUGCGUCUUUUGCUGGAGGCACCAUACAAAUCCAGUGGGAACAGAGUGGAAGUGGGACAUGGAUCCACCAGAGAUGAUAGUGGACGCUGCACUCAACAAUCACUAUAAAAUGAUAAAGGAGUUUCGAGGAGUCCCAGGCGUCCAACAGGUGAAACUGGAGGAGGCCACGCGGGUCCGCCACUGUGCCCUAUCGCUGGUGGGAGAGCCAAUCAUGUACCCGGAGAUCAAUGCCCUGGUACGGCUGCUCCACGAACGUGGCAUCUCCACCUUCCUCGUGACCAACGCACAAUUUCCUGACGCCAUCGCCGCCCUGGAACCUGUGACGCAACUCUACGUCUCCGUCGACGCAUCCAGUGAAGAGACGCUCAAGAAAAUUGACAGGCCGCUCUUUCGGGACUUCUGGAAGCGUUUCCGGGACAGCCUUUCGGCACUUUCACAAAAGGGCCAGAGGACUGUUUAUCGCCUAACUCUAGUUAAAGAGUGGAACAUGGAAGAACUGCAGGGCUAUGCCAGCCUUGUGCAGCUGGGAAGGCCAGAUUUCAUUGAGAUCAAGGGGGUGACAUAUUGUGGAGAGUCCAAGGGCAGCAACCUGACAAUGCAAAACAUCCCCUGGCACGAGGAAGUGGUCUCAUUUGUCGAAAAGCUAGUUGCCCUGAUUCCCGAGUACAGUCUUGCCUCGGAACACGAGCACUCCAACUGCGUUUUGCUCGCUCAUCGCAAGUUCCAGAUCGAUGGGAAGUGGCACACCUGGAUUGACUACGAUCGUUUCCACGAGCUCAUCGAGCGGUGGAGGAAGAGCAACGGAGCGGAAAGCUUCACCUCGGAAGACUACACCUUCCCGACGCCCGCGUGGGCAGUGUACGGGGCCCGCGAGAGAGGCUUCGAUCCCAAAGAGAGCCGUCUGCUCCGCAAGUCUCGCAAGGACAUUGGUGGCUGUUAGGAGCCAAUCGAUCGUCGCGUUUAUCCUAGUUAACGGCAGUCGGGUACUGCACCGUGCCACCCUAUUUGUUGUUGUUUUUGUUGUUGAUCGUGACUAUCGCACGAAAGGAAAGCUCCCUUUUGUUAAGUGUGUUGUGCGGGGCAUUUAAAAAAAAAAUCCUUUAUAAAUUUUUUUUCAUAAAAAGAGUUACGAGAGCAGCAUAGGUGUUGCUUUUGUUGGUCAUUCUCUCGACGAAAGUGUGCGACUACCAGAUGACUAAUAGCCUAGACUUCAUUAGUUAGCUCUUUAAUGAGGGGAAUUUGAGCAAGAACGAGAUAGCAGGAUGGGAGAUAAUCCUCGUUGAAGGCUAUUCCACGGUUUCAAAAAUCCUGAAACGUGCACGUGUGUUGAAAUAUCGCAAAAUUUUGACAUGCAAGUAAGCUGAAACCGCAGCAACUGGGAGAGAACAUUGCUCAUUCCGUGUUAGAGGGCCACAUGCUUUGGAGCGAUGGAGAUAAUUGGAUCAACCGCUUUGUGGCACAAAUAAGUAAGCCUCCCAAGGUCAUGCGAAGGUCAUGGAAGGUCAUGCGAAGGUCAUGCGCUUGUAGGGUGCGCUGCUUUAGUGUUCCUUCCAUUUGCACAGUGAAAAUUUGCUAUGGAUGUUUCACGGUUUCAUGCAUCAGGGUUUUUAAAAGAUAGAGUGGCUUUUGCCAAAAAUCCCGGAAUUAAAAAAUCAAUUACUAAAUUUUAGGUAAUUAGUCAGCUUGUAGCUACAUACCCACUUCGAGAGUACAUAGCCUGUUGUUUGUGGAGCCGCAUAACUCAACUGCAAAAAUGACAUCUAUGCCCUGCUCUCGUAGCUUUUUUUAAUAAAAAUUCUGUGAAGGAUAAAUUAACGAAGAAAUCUUCCUGUAUGUGAGAGGUAUACAUACCCGGGACAGUCCAAAGGAAUAAAGCGGCAGAACUCAGGAAAUUGGAGUGUCAAAAGUUGAGCUGCUUGGGGUCACCCGUGUUGCGAAUGUAACUAAUGACUCGAAUUAACUGAUACAGUUCUCUUUGUAAUUGAGCAUGUAUGAACUAGUCUGAAUUUAUUUUUUGAUGCCAUCACUUUUAUCACACUUAGAAUGUGACAUAGGAAGCAUACAGUUGAGGCCAGCUGUUUGUUUUCAGAGCACUCCCGGAACAUUUGAGCACUGACUGUAGCCAACAAAUCCUGCUGUUCUAACGUUUUGUCAUUUCCCACGUUUCCACUGCACGGAGACAAUGUUGGAAUGUGGUCGGUACUUGGGAUGAAUGGCAUUACAGGGACUGUCGCAUCCGGAAAGGUGUGCAUGAGACAGAUGUGGUAAUGUUUGGCACGGGUUCACAGUCUACCUGGCCACAGUUUCCUUUCCGAAGACAAGAUUAACGCUCUGUAGAUUCAAGAUUCUUAAAAAAUUCACGCUCCCUCAGCAGCUAAGCCAGAAUGACGUAGGUCAGUCACACGAACGGGACCGCAGCGCAGGUGAUUGUCUCUGAGGUCGUCUGCUUUGCGUUGCCACAACAAUUAUAUGCUAAGUGGAAAAGACCUGCGUAAAUAAACUGGACCGUGACGGAUGCGAUAGCCCCCUUUAGCUUGCAUUCAUACUAUGUUGUAGAAAGUUACUUCCUAGGUUAUUACCCAAAGGGUUGAUCAUUGUAAAACUUUGAAGUGAUUACUCAAAGUAGUUGAAAACAAAUCCGAGCGUUGGAACUUGGUUAGACGAUGGAUUACAACUACAAUAACAGAUUUUUGGCAAAGUCCUUGCUUUGGUUACUAUGCCUGUAUGUGGCUGAUCCAGCAAUAAAGUGCCUUGGCAUUGCUGCCAUUUCCA
Molecule: messenger RNA, 3975 nt
Organism: Ornithodoros turicata
Lineage: Eukaryota; Metazoa; Arthropoda; Arachnida; Ixodida; Argasidae
Product: S-adenosyl-L-methionine-dependent tRNA 4-demethylwyosine synthase TYW1-like
Exons: 13
Coding region: 152-2143 (663 amino acids)
Biological process (GO): wybutosine biosynthetic process
Molecular function (GO): catalytic activity; FMN binding; 4 iron, 4 sulfur cluster binding
Source: RefSeq, a predicted model, not a curated record